This is a messenger RNA of Malus domestica (apple), 684 nucleotides long. The record is from RefSeq and is a predicted model, not a curated record. Lineage: Eukaryota; Viridiplantae; Streptophyta; Magnoliopsida; Rosales; Rosaceae.
AUGCACCCAAAUGUCAACACCGAAAUGACACAGUCGAUCUCUAUUCGCAAGAAGAGCGACCAACCAAGACUAGAGGCUCUAAUAAUUACUUUUGGUGGGGCGUUCUUGAUUGGAAAAUAUAAUGGCCCGACCAAUGCAGCUCAUCAAGUUCUUUACGAGAAGUGGACUUGGCCAUUGUGUCUUCUAGUCGCUUCAGUAUUGUGCUUGGUUUGCCACAAUGUACUCAUGGAAAACAUUAUGGAGAAGUAUGACAUUGAGGCUUUAUGGCUUGCAACCAUAGUACGGUUUUCAACUAUGAUCCCCAGCCUUGUUAUUGCCCUGGCCACCACUCAUGGACGAGCCUAUAAGUGGGUUAUGGGUUGGGACUUCAACACGUUUUGCUGGGUAUUCGCGGGCAUUUGUGCUGGUCUAGGGCAGUAUUUGGGGACCACUUUGACAAAGAAGACGAUUGCUACAUUUGUGUCGUCAUUUACCCCAAUAUCCAUGAUUUUAGUUAUUGGGCUAUCAGCUAUGAUCGUCCAUGAUCGCAUAAAAAAACCGAGUAUUGGGGGUGUCAUAAUGAUCGUGAUAAGGCUUUGCAUUUUUCAUUGGCGAGAAUAUCGAUCAACAUCUAAAGAGGGGGCUCAAGCUGAGAAGGAGCGUUUGAGGUGGAGGCUCAAUCUACGGAGGAGGUUCAAGCUAUGA